UUCCGUCAAACCAGAUAGAGACGAUGAGUUGUUCAAGGUUAUGUCGAUUUUCUUGAUAAAAUUUAUAAAGUAUUGGCUGAUUCUUCAAAAUGUCGACCAUUCGCAGUCCUGUUGAUGAAUAUGGUUUCAAAAGACCUGAUGAUUUUGACUAUGAAAGCUAUGAACAUUUUAUGUCAAAUUACCUUCGUGUGUUGGCCAGAAGAGCAAGCAGGUGGAAAAAAUUUAUUAAAGGGACUUCCAAAGUAAAGAAGUCAAGAAAAGCUAAAAGAUUUGUUAGAAAAGGAGUCCCAGCAGAACAAAGAGGCCAGGUAUGGAUGGACAUUUGUGGUGCUAGAAAAAGAAAGAAACGAAACCCAUACUAUUACAAAGAAUUGCUGAAAACAGAUUUAGAUGAGCUUGUUGAACACAGCAUCACAACAGAUAUUGACAGAACCUUCCCAGAAAACAUUCACUUUGGACCUUCACAACAGGACUUGCGCAAAAGUCUUUACAAUGUUCUUCAUGUGUAUGCCUUGCAUAAUUCAAGAAUAGGUUAUUGUCAGGGAUUAAACUACAUUACUGGUCUUCUCAUAUUGAUUGUCAAAGAUGAGGAGUCAGCAUUUUGGUUACUGGAUGUUUUAUUGUCUAAACGAAUUCCAGAUUAUUAUGCCAAAGACAUGCUUGGCCUACAAGUAGAACAGGAAGUGCUAUCUGAAUUAGUCAAGUUAAAGAUGCCUGAGUUACAUGCUCAUAUUGAGAGUGCUGGUCUGUCUUAUAGCAUAUUCUCAACCAAAUGGUUUAUUUGUCUCUUCAUUGAUGUCUUGCCAAUUGAGACUAUUUUGCGUAUUUGGGACUGCUUGUUCUAUGAAGGUUCCAAAAUACUGUUAAGAGUGUCACUGACAUUACUUGCACUCCAUGAAUCCGAAUUAUUGGCUGCUAAAGAUUUUCCACAACUCUGCAAUGCUAUGAAAGGAAUUACGCAAACACCUUCAACAAUGGACUGCCAUUCUUUUAUGACUAACUGUUUUGAAUUACCUGGAUCCCUUCCAAUAAGACUUAUCAAGAAAUUGAGACAAGAUGCACUCAAAAAGCUGAGACCAGAGGAAAAUGGCAAUGGAAGACCUACUUAAUCUGUUAAUAAAACAUCUUUUUUUAGUGAAAAGAUUGAAACAGAUAGUUUUAUAUGUAAAUAGAUAAUUUCUCAACAGAUUCUCUGCAUGAUCUCUUCUGAAAGGACUAGUUUCUUGUGAUUGGUAUCAAAACUGAGAAAUUUCCUAGAUAAUUUUUAAAAAUUGUCAUGCACUUUAUAAUGAAUUCAGCAUUGAAAUCUAUAUUUAAUAGUAUCUAAAGCUUUUGAUAAAUUUAAAGACUUCUUAAAAAAUAUCAUGCAAAUUACAUUGAUAAUUUAUUCAAGGGUUAUUUACAAAUAAUUUUGGGUUUAGAAAAAUCAUCAGUUAUCAUGUAAACAGUAAAAUGGUUGUAGGCAAUCACUUCUUUACAGUGUUUUUAAAGGUGGGGUAGACUGACUUUUCCUGAUGAUUUAUAAAAAUCAUAUGAAUUUGGUGCAGUGGGGCUUUAGCAACAGACAAGGUUUUUAUCAGUUUACUUAAUUAAGCUCUACCUUUAGUACACUAAGACAUGAAUAAUAAAAUCACUUUUAUUUUCUGUUUGCACAUUCUUGUGAGAAUGUUGGUAAUUUAACAAGAAGAUUGAUUGAGUGACAAGGUCACUGAAGUUGAACUACUUGUUACUUGGGUCUUUCAAUUUUCCGCCAAUAUAGAGUACAAACAAUAAAAUUGUGCAGC
Molecule: messenger RNA, 1784 nt
Organism: Exaiptasia diaphana
Lineage: Eukaryota; Metazoa; Cnidaria; Anthozoa; Actiniaria; Aiptasiidae
Product: growth hormone-regulated TBC protein 1-A
Exons: 11
Coding region: 90-1109 (339 amino acids)
Source: RefSeq, a predicted model, not a curated record